AUGGUGCUUUUACCAUCAUCUCUGGCUUUAAUCGGGUUCCUAAUGGGUUGCUUCUACAUUAAUCUCCCCGUCGGUGGCCUCGUUGCGGUAUUGCUAGCAUUCGUCCAUAUCCCUGAACAAAUCCCCAAGCCCAGCGUCGUCGAAGCACUCCACACACUCCCACCCAAGCUCGAUCUCGUCAGAUCCGCCCUCUUUGCUCCCUCUGCCAUCCAAUUGCUACUUGCUCUACAGCAUGGUGGGGUCAAAUAUGCCUGGAACAGUUCUCAAGUCAUCGGGCUCUUCUGCAGCGCCGGCGCCACAUUCAUUGUGUUCCUCGUCUGGGAUUACCGCAAAGGCGAUACAGCGAUGAUCCCUUUCUCCAUGGUCCGCAAGAGAAUCGUCUGGUCAAGUAGCCUGUCAUAUGGAUUUUUGAUGGGCCAGUUAUUCUGUACUACCUACUACCUGCCGAUCGAUUUCCAGGGUGUCAAGGGCUCCUCUCCGAUGUUGAGUGGUGUAUACAUCCUCCGGAGCAUGUUGGCUCGUCUCUUCGCAGCUCUUGUUCAUCUUAACUGCUUAUGGUUUCAAUCACUGACGGUCCUCGGUCGAACGAGUAGGAUAUUACCUGCCCAUCAUGGCCGGCAGCGCAGCCGUGGUGGUGGUUUCCAAUGGCCUCCUGUCGACAUUAGCCCUGGAGCGUCAAUGGGGAAAUAA
Molecule: messenger RNA, 690 nt
Organism: Monascus purpureus
Lineage: Eukaryota; Fungi; Ascomycota; Eurotiomycetes; Eurotiales; Aspergillaceae
Source: the annotation of a GenBank genome assembly